Messenger RNA from Cladophialophora psammophila CBS 110553, 1740 nucleotides. RefSeq lists its product as uncharacterized. The record is from RefSeq and is a predicted model, not a curated record. The transcript is spliced from 5 exons. The coding region runs from base 1 to 1740 and encodes 579 amino acids. NCBI's taxonomy places the organism in Eukaryota, Fungi, Ascomycota, Eurotiomycetes, Chaetothyriales, Herpotrichiellaceae. Gene Ontology annotation, biological process: regulation of synaptonemal complex assembly.
AUGCCGGAGAUAACAAUAUCGGGAAGAUUGAGAGGUAUGAUACUUGUCACUUUUGAGUGCAAUCCGCUUAUUGGCAUCAGGAGGAUAGUCAAAUGUCACAUCGAUCUGCACAAUCUCGAGGCUGCUCAUGCAGUCCUCGAAAAGAUGUCGCCAUCGCGAAAACAGCACGCACUCUCUCGAUAUCUGCGAUAUUGUCUCGCUCUGCGCCGUGGAGAUGAAACCGAUGCGAGAUCGACGUUAGCCUCCCUUGCCACCGUGCACGAUGACCGGAACAAAUUACUUUUCGCCGCUGUUUCAGAGGCUACGCAAUAUGGUAGCAAAUUCCAGGGAGCGCAGCUAUUGCAGCGUAUUCUGGACAAAUACAAAGACAACGUGCCACCAGAAAUCGAUGCAUGUGCCCUUUUGAGAUGUACAGUCCGCCUUCUCUAUUCGGCAGUUUCGGAGGCUAACGACAUCGACGAAGAGCUUCUGUCUCGACUAUGUGGAAUCUUCAAGUCCGCAGCACUAUUCACGCAAAAACAACAAAAAAGAGAAAGGAUGACAUUAGAUGAUCGACUGCAGGAAAGCAGGUGGUUUGAGAAGACCAGCUACAACACCGCUGUGCAAUACCUCAAGUCAUGGCCUGCAAAAUAUGUCAUUGACCUUCUGCACUAUUCGUGUCAAGUGAGUGCAGGCACCGAAAAAUAUCAAUCCGAGAAGCGUGUCCUUGAAGCCGAGGCAAAGUACAUUCAAGCUAUCCUGUACACGAUCGAGGCGAGGCGCGCCUCUACAUUAUGUAUAACUGACAUUCCGAAGACGGCUUAUUCCAGUAGCGCUCCGCCGCAGUCACUGGCAGAAAUCAAGUCUACUUUGUACAGGAAUGUAUUCGCUAAGUACACAGAAAUUCAAGCUCACCGGAAAGUCUUACAUGAGAGUUACAAUAUGGGCAUCAUCACGGAGGAACUCCUUGAUGCUAUCACGCAGAAACUCAUCGUCUUGGCUCCCUUGGCGUUCGAAGCAGUGCUCUUCAUGGCCUCUACAAGUCCAACAGAUAUUCCCGGUCAAGCUCAGGUUCUUGACGAACUCUCCCUUACUCAGAUAGUCGACCAAAUGGUGCACCUCAACCCACCUCAGAAGACCUAUUCGAUCUUUGCCGAUAUGAUCCUCUCUGCCUCCACCGGGUCCCUCGAUCAGGAUUUGGCCAAAUCUAUGCUGCCGAUUUCUGUUACAACGAAUUUGCUCGCCAAGCUGAUAUCUGGGUUGCGAAAUCAUCCGGAUUACGACAACAAUCAAGCUGCAAGAUGGAUGAGGUGUGUGGUGCAAAUUGUUCUUGAUUGGAGGGACUCGCAAUCUCACCAGACCAAAAAAGACAGCACAAGGGAUGAAAAACAUCUGAGCAUCGUGGCGAGAAUCACGGAACAUGCCCUGGAUCUGGCCAGGUCUGCUCCUAGUCGAGAUUAUCCACCGGAAGAACUUGAAUGGCUCGCGGCUACACUCUUCAAUCUAUCCAUCGAUCUCUAUGCGUCGUCGCCCUCGUCGAACUCUGGAUCCGCAAUGGCGGAUGGCGUCGAGCAAAACCAAGAGAACAAGCACGAGAAGAAACAAAGUGGAGAUGCUGUUGUGAUGAUGCCGCAAUUCUGGGCUAAGAAAGCCGUAGAUAUAGCGGAUGUCCUCGCGAUGAAUUCCGCUGGGGGAGGCGAUGGUGGACUGCUUGCAAAGGUUCUCGGGGAGAGGUGCCAGAGGCUGCAGUGGGACGUUUAA